Letharia columbiana is the source of this 297-nucleotide messenger RNA. RefSeq lists its product as uncharacterized. Lineage: Eukaryota; Fungi; Ascomycota; Lecanoromycetes; Lecanorales; Parmeliaceae. Gene Ontology annotation, cellular component: membrane. Gene Ontology annotation, biological process: transmembrane transport. The transcript is spliced from 3 exons. Bases 1 to 297 code for a protein of 98 amino acids. Gene Ontology annotation, molecular function: transmembrane transporter activity. The record is from RefSeq and is a predicted model, not a curated record.
AUGCCUUCCUCCGAGGUCAAUUUCAAGAUCCAGGAUGAAGGGCGUCUGGCAGAAUUGGGAUACACGCAGGAGUUGAGGCGAGAAUGGAGUCUUCUCUUCGCCUAUGGCCUCAACACAGGUGGGCCCGGCGUCAUGACCGUUGGGUGGAUCAUCGUCAGCAUGUUCACACUCAUCAUUGGCGCCUGCAUGGCCGAGAUCCUCUCCUCAAUCCCUACCUCCGGCGGCCCCUACUUCUGGGCCUACAUGCUCGCUCCCCAACACAAUGCCCCCUUCUUCGCCUGGAUCACUGGCUGGUAA